Podarcis lilfordi (Lilford's wall lizard) is the source of this 15511-nucleotide messenger RNA. The record is from the annotation of a GenBank genome assembly. Lineage: Eukaryota; Metazoa; Chordata; Lepidosauria; Squamata; Lacertidae.
AUGAAGCUCUUGACAGCAGUUUUCCUCUUACUGUUCAUUGUAAUCUGCUUUACCAGCGUGGAAGGUAAGUUACAGGUUAUUCACUUACCAUGCAUUUCAGCACCUUUUCUCUCUCCCUCAUUCCCUCCCUCCCUCUCUCUCUCUCUCUCUCUUGCACACACAUUUCACUUUUACCGCUUGUUGAAAUAGUUUUGAAAUGUACUUAGAAGCAACUGACACCUGAACUAAAAAAAAAAUCCCAGAGCAAAUAUAUUUUAAGCUAUAGAUUUGUAUAGCAAGAACACCAGAAAAGCAGAAACCCCAGCUUCUUCCCAAAGUUAGCUGAGCUGAAGUGCGUAUCACAAGAAAUAUUCCCCUUGCAUUUAAUCUGGUGUGGACUCCUUUGGAAUGGUGAAUUCACACACAGUGGGGAAAGUAACUAGAACUUUGACCGCUACAGUUUCAGCCAAACUCUGCAGCCCAUUAAGUACUGGUCCCAUGCUCUUGGGAAUGGUUUUAAAUUGGCCACCCUUUAAUCUGAAGGGCUGAUUUUUGCCCAGCUCAGAUGCUGCUUUGACAAUUUGUAUAUCAAAUAAUUCCAAAAGAAUUCAGAAGUCUUUAUAUUCCUUUUCCAAUUUUUUUAAAAAGAAGCAAUCAUUAGCAAAAGUUAUAUUUAACCAUCAUCUGAAUAGUGUGGCUUGACUCUUUAUUUAUCAUAAUGUGCAUUUUUUUUUUACAAAGUUUGAUCACAGCAGGUGCACUUUUAAAAGACAGGACCGCCACAUGGCUUCAAAUACAAAAGAUUGCAGUCCUGUGCAUACUUACUUGUGAAUUAGUCCUAAUCAACUUAUUGGCUCUUACUUACAUAAAUUGGUUGGGUAGUCUACUAACUUCAGUGGAAUUCACUUAACCAUAUACAAUGGUUACAAUCUUAAGAUCUUGCUCAGUGAAAAACUUUUGUUUUUUGCAAUAUGUUGCUUAGGAUUACAGCUAGCCUAUAGAAAAAAUACAGUAAUGUCCUCUUUCAUAUUAAACUGUAGAAAAGAUGACCUUUUUCUAUACUGUAUAUGUUUAAAUAGCUCGUGAAUUAAAGAGAGUUUGGGAGCAGUGAUAAGGACAUGUAUAAUAUGAAAUGAAUUUUAUAUACACAAAUGGGUAAAUACUUUUUCUUCUAGGAUCAAAAUGCAGAUGUGCAAGAAAGGGCCCCAAGAUAAGAUUCAGUGAUAUACAAAAGCUGGAAGAGAAGCCAAAGUAUCCAUAUUGCAAGGAAAGAAUGAUCAUGUAAGUCACACCCUUUUUUAGGGUAUAAUCAAAAUAAAUAUGUUUGUAUCAAUCAGAUUGUUUUUCUGCAUUUUUAAUAUUUUAAAGAGAGAGAAAAUGCCUAUGACAGUAUGGUAACAUGUUAAACCCAGCACAAUUGGUAACUUAUGAAAAUGUUCCAUCUGUCUCUGAUAUACUAAAUCUGCUUAAUUGUAAAUUGCUAGAAAAGAAGGCAAGGCUCAUGAGCGUAAUAUUAAAAUGCCUAUAAAUGUAAUGAGCAACAUUAGGUGCCUUAUCUAUCUAUCAUCUAUCUUUAUUUCAUUGAGCUUCCAAAUAUCUGCUAUAGAAGGCUGCAAUAUUGCACAAGUGCUUGGCAGUAUAAUCCUAUACAUUACUCAGAAGUAAGCCCCACUGAGGUCAAUGAGACUUACUUUCAGAUAAGUGCAUAUAGGAUUGCAACCUUCAUCCCAUUCUCUCCAGUGGGCUUAAAGCAAUUGAGUUCAGGAUUGCACCAUAAGGUUGCCAUAAAUCCCAUCACACUCCGUGGAAUUGAACUUCCACAUAAAUAUUGGCUUGUACAUGUGGAACACCUCUUCGUUGCGUGGAGUAACCGGUGUCAAUAAAUCAAAGUGCUCAGCCUCAAAUAUAAACAUUACCUCUCUAUCUUCGGGGACCUGUUUCAACUUGCACAACUUUGAAUGAGAUCAUUUCUGCUUAGGCAUUUCUUGUGAGGCGUGCCAAAUUAAAAGUCUGAAACUUUUUGUUUGUUUGUUUUCACACUGCCAUGUCAUUUGUCAGAACGGGGCCAGGCCAACAUUAUGAAAUAAAACAAUUAGAAUUCCUCCUCAGGAUGCUGCCUUUGGAACUAGUUACAUAACAAGUGGUAACCAACUUGUUCCCUACUUAGAAAGAGAGAGAGAGAGAAGGCUGUGUUGCAUCACAACUGGGUCUUGUUUGCGUCAGCUGCUGCUAGAAACACAACACAACCCUCCUUAUGCACGACAGCCCUCUCAGCCAUACCAAGGUUGCCAGAAAGAAGCUUGUUCCCUUCCAAAUUGUAAAUAUAAUGUGUGGGCAUGGGGUGGGCAUAUGGAAAGGGGAAAUGGUCAUUUUCAGGACUCACAACAUCUCUGUUGUUGUCUGGGACUGGUCCGCUCCACUGAAAGGUUCUGGGGACCUGCUGACUAGCUCAUGAAUGCAAUGCCAAACAACUGGUGGCUAAUUGUGGCUUGGGACACACCUAGAGGUUAAGAACUAGUCAACGUGACUGGGAACAAAUCCUCACUUAAUGACCUGUAUCUACUCACUUUGUGGACAACAGAUUAAGGCCUCCAGUGUAUCCAUCCAAUUCUGAUUUUUAGCUUUGCUCCAGCUGCCGCUGAAUGGAAUGCUCCUAGAAAUGAGAAAGAUUAUAUGGUUUUCAGUGGUUGGAACAUGGUUGGUGUGAAAGAAAAUGACCAGAAAUAGCAUUUUUGCACUCCUCGGCUUAAGGUCAAUGGGUGAGUCCACAGUAUAGACCACUUAUUUCCACACUGGAAGCAGCUGGUGUCCAUUGAUUUCUGUUGCAGUCACAGAAAUGCUCAGGUGUUCAAGAAAAUGGAAAACACCUGUCAGAUAGGCGGACAGUUGUUGUGUGAACCAUGCGCUAAAAGCAAACCAUACUAUACUUGGAUGAGCUGGUUUGAAAUUGAAACCCUGGCAACUAAUGUUUCGAUUACAGUGGUUCUCAUAAAGUAUUGGGAGCAAAGCAUAUUAGCCAGUGACCAGUAGUUUAAUGCAAAGCUCUGUAGGCAAAGCAAAGUCUUCUAUUUUAUAGUAACUUUCUAAAAGCCUCCAAACAUGUCUAUACAUCAUGAUCUGCUUUUCUAGUGGGAAGCACAAAUAGUUUUUCUUCAGAUCAAACUGAGUCUACCAAGCAAAUUGCCAAAACUCAUCUGAUUUUUUUCCACAGGGCAGAGUUAUACAUUUCAUGGUGUUCUAUGAUUCUUUUUUUGGAUGUUGGGUAGAGGGACUUUAUAGAACUUUCCUUUUAUUCCAUUCUCCACUGACCCCUCUCCCUGCAGCUACUUUUACUCAUGUUGGGUAAAGAUACAGGCAUCUUUUAAGCCUAAAAGAGGUGUGUGCUUGUAACUAUGUUGCAUUCCCUGAUUACAUUCGAAAUAUUUUGAAUGGGGCAAAGCUUUCUUACAAUUAUGCUGAUUAGCACAUUCCCAGUAGAAACCUGUUUCUCCAUCAAAGCACAUUCGACUACACUUCCCUUAAUAAUCAAGGCUUCUUCUGCCUGAUUCCAGAUUAACCCCCCUCUCAUUGCAGCCCUAUAAGACACAGCCCACACUGUUCAGAUGCAGAGGCUUUUCAGGGGGUACAGAGAAAGGGGGUGAAGUGUAGAGAAAGGUAGAUUGUGUGAGGAUCCUACGGCUUGCAUGAUUGGAUGCAACUCAUAAUGCCCAAGACACUGAUUUGACACCCAUGUUGAUAUUUCUAAAUAAUAAUAAUUUCCACUUUCAUAAUCCCAAAAUACAUUAUAUGGAACAGACUUCUGAAAUGCUGUGUCAGUGACUAGAUACACAUUUCUGGUAAAUCUCUUUAUAAGAAAUAAAUGAGUUAAUCCUCAUACUGACAUUCCUGCAUUGGAAUGACCCGAACGACUAUACGCAUAUAGUUUAGGAAGAAGGUCCCCCCCCCCUACCAUAUUCUGGUUAUUUGGAAGUGCCUGGCUUGUGUUUUUGGCGUAGCUCUUCUCUUCAGAUGUACUGUCCUCAGCACGCCUGGCUGCUAACAGAGAUCAGCAGACUUCUUCCACUUUGCCCAUUCAUUUUAACAGGUCGGCUUUGCCUUGCAUUUUGCCCAGCUUUAUCGUUGAUAAUUCUGAAAUUAAUUUUAGGAAUUGGCACAUGCACAGUUUGUCAUAAUUUAAAGUCUGUAACUCCCCCUUUUUGUGUAUUUGUACAAUAACAUAAAGAUUCAUUUUUUGCUGUUUUUUAAAUAAAUGCACAUAUGUGUGCUUCUGCAGAUUGCUAACCAGUAAGGCGGGAGGGGAAGUGGGGAGACACAACCUGGAAAACGAGUCAAACCGUACGUGUGCAGAAUUCUAAACAGAAUCCAGAAAUCAAAAACAGAAAGAUGGGAGGUUGCUAUUGUAUCAGUACUGCUCUGCACAUAAUUUCAGAUAAUUCAGAAUCCGGGGGAAACUCCAAUGGGAAAAUUUCCUAUGCAUGCCUAACUCACAAGAAAAAGUUUUAUCUCCGUGAACUUCCUCUCCACUGCGAUCUGGCGUCCGGCACUUUUCUCCAUGACUCCCUGGCUCAGCCUAGCCUAGUUUAACAGGUUUGCCGUAAUGCACUAAGAUUCUGCAAGAGCUGAACUCAGGUGAAUUCAGAGUUUCAGGAUUCAACAGCAAACCCUUGUUUCUUUAAAAUCCUACAAGGCACAUUUUCUGCCAAAUACACAAUUAACAAUAUUAAAAUCCAGGAAGCAUCACAAAAGCACAAUUAUAACACAAAAUGCCACCAGUACAUCAAUCAUGCACUCAACAUUCAGCCUGGAUAAAAAGUAUCAUUGCUGCAGCAGCAGAGCUAGUAAAACAAGCAGUCAAGAAAUGUCUUCUGAACAAACAAAUAUAUUUGCAUAAGGGGGAAAAGAAGUCAGUGAGACAACCAGGCGGUUUUACCUAGGAAGAAUAUUCCACAAGUACAUAAAAAGCGAAUAUGUACAUUUUUUGUUCACUACUAUUUCCCCCUAGGAUUUGGUACUCAGGGUAUACUGCCUCUGGAAAUAGCAUUCCAUACAUCAAAUGUUCUGUGCUCUACAUAGUGUUGGACUAUAAUUUCCAUCAUCCCUGAACACUGACCUCCAGAUGGUCAUAGAAACAGAAUUGUAGAGUUGGAAGGGACCGCAAGGGUUAUCUGGUGCACCCCCUGUAAUGCAGGAAUAUUUUGCUCAGUGUGGGUCUCACACAGACAACCCUGAGAUUAAGAGUCUCUUCUCCUCUACUCGCUGAGCAUGAUGUUAGACUGCAUGUUGCUGGACCGUGUUGCCUGGAGCUGAUGGGAGUUCAGAAUCACCCCUGUAUAUAUAGAAACAUAGGGUGGUGCCAAUAUAUGCAGCUACAUCACAUUGCUACAUCACAUUCAAAGUGGCAGCAUAGCAGUGGUUGCAAUUUAGAAGUCCACGGCCAAUGAGUGUUGGAGGCUGGACAGAAGAAAACUGAAUUUCUGAGCUUCCUUUGUCUCAUGCAUAGUCCUAGGGGGGCAACAAACCCAAGAGCAUGUGAUGGAGACUCAGAUGGUCCUCGGAUGGUGAGAGAAAAUUGCCUUCAGAAACUCCCAGGAAGAACUGGCUAGUUCAGGACAGUAAUUCAUUGGCAUGGCUGGUAUUGUAGCUUAGUGGGAAAAACUGGGCCAAAAAAAGGAGUGGUUGAGCCACCCAAGAGGAAGGUGGGGAUGCAGAAUUUUCUUCCUACCUUGUGUACUGGAAUAGCAGGCCAGACCGUUCACUCCAUCGCCAAGGAAGAAGGCCACCCCUCCCUUUUUGCUCUCUCUUUCCUCCGUCCAGAAAUAUGAGCCAGAGUUUCUAUGUGAACACCAGGAAAUGGGUGUUCUACCCUCCCUCCAUGUGGACCGAUGUGCCAGUGACCUCCUUUCCUGACAGGUCCUUACAAAUUAGCAAACUCCCAUAAGGUGCGGAGGUAGCAGUUUCCCAGUCAGCUCGCAUACACAGUUAUGUCUCCAUUACAUCAGUAACCCAGGGCUGACAAAGAGUUCAGAAACGUGCAUCAGCAUAACAAAAGCAGUGCGAGGCUUUCCUGCCCAAGCCUUGGCUGCCAAGGACUGGAGUCUGGGCCUCGGAGUUUGCCUGCCUGAUGGGAAAACCAAACAGCAGUAUGCUCUCACAAACAAGAUGCCAGCAGUAGAAGGACGCUGAAAGGCCGUCAAGGAAAAAACAAUAACAAGCUUCUCCAGGAUGGGUAUGGGAGAGACGUGUGCUCCAGACCUUUAGAAACUCAGCCAGAUUUGGCAGCCAAAUGAAAAGGCAGAAGCCGUGAGGUACAAACAUAAAUGAAAUGCCCAUUAGAGAAACUUUACACUCUCCCUGAAAAAUCAUCAAGAAAAAUGCACAUAGUUAAGCCCGCUUGGGAGUGGAGCUCUAGAUAUGAAACAAGGUCCGGAGCGCAAAACUCUCCCUUCUCAUCUUUUUCAAAAACAGCUGAUGUUGUUCAAUAUUUCAGAUACAUUUUCACAGCCCUAAAAGUUGGUUCCCUCUCAGUAUAUCUCCUCCUCCUUUCCCUCUCUCCCUUCUUUUCUUUUAAAUGUUUGAAACUGCAAUGCCGCUCGGAAGGAAAUUGGUGUAGAAGAGACUGAACUAGGAAUGUUUUUGUGUGUUUGGUUGCACUUUGUUGCAGCCUGGAGUGUGAGUUUUGACUAAAUUUGCAAACUGCUGCAAGAGCCACCUCUUAAAUGUUACAUAAAUUUAGUUGUUAUUAUCAUUAGUAUAAGAAAGAAAGAAAGAAAGAAAGAAAGAAAGAAAGAAAGAAAGAAAGAAAGAAAAAGAAAUGUGUGGCAGCCUUUCCUAACAAUCUCCUCCCACAUUUCUGCAUGUAGAAUUAUUGCAGUAUUUCAGAAACAAACUUUUCAUGAAGAAACCAUCAUGACAUGAUCAUUUUCUUCAUUUUGACUGGAAUCCCAUUCUUUUCAAAGAAACAACAACAGAUUUGUUAACAACUGCUAGAUUUUUCUGGAGUCGUUGUGGUAAUAAAAAACAACAACCCAAAAGCGAUUAAAAUCCUUUGAAAAAUGCAUCAGACUUUACGUAGUCAGAACAUUGUGUUCUGUCUGUCUUUGCUUGUUUGCAUGGCUUUGCCAUUAAGAAAUUCCACAUUCCAUCUCAGGUAAGGAAUUUUAAGGAGUACAGCUGGAAAAUAUAUAUCUAAAUAUAUUUGAGAUCCUGGAGCGGUAGAUAUAAAAGCUGUUGCUAAUCAGGUCUGAAAAUAGGAAACUGGGAUAAUUAUUUAGCUGACUCAGUGUAAGACUGUGUUGGAAAGCUGAACCUUUUGCAGACAUAGACAAGAAAGAAAAGCUGGAACGCUGGGGACACAAUACCCUGAGGUCUGAACAGACUGGAAGGAAAGUCAUUAUACUGCGAAGUAACGGGAGAGCUAAUGUCUGGCUGGUGCAAGACAAAUUUAUUGUUGGCCAGGCAAAGACUAAACAUGACAUGGAAAGCUUCACAGCUUUGCCAAACCCAAUGAAAUUAAUGGGCUGCUUGUAUGGAUAUAGGAUGACCAUGUGUCAGAGGGCAGUCCUCUGUUUUGAAGGUCUGUCUAUCUGAAGUUCCUUUAAAAAUAAGAAACCCCAUAAAAAGGGGGAGCAGGAGCCUUGAAGUAGUCUAUAAACCUUGACAAUGACCAUCUGGUCAGCAGACUGAGCAGGCGCACACACAUCCGCUAGUGUCUUCCCUAUUAUGGUGAGCUAUUUUGUCACCUGAGAUAGCUCAGUUGGUAGAGCAUGAGACUUAGAGUCAUGGGUGCGAGUCCCACGUUGUGCAAAAAGAUUCCUCCAUUGAAGAGGUUGGACUAGAUGAUCCUUGUGGUCCCUUCCAACUGUACAAUUCUUGGAUUUUGAGAUUCUUUAAAUUAUAGUGAUUAUUUGCCCCCAUACAUAUAAAUUACCAUGCGCAAAUUUUAUGCAGCCUGGGGUCCUCUUUCAUGGUGAUGCAUGUUCUCUUCUUAAGCCAUGCAUGCACAAGUGGCCACCCCAAGAGGGUGUGGCAACCCUGAGAAUCUUCUGACAGCUGCGACACCAAAAAGGCUCACUAGAUCCCCAGAGAUCAACUUUGAUUCACUUUGCUAGCCCUAGCAGCUGCUUCCAAGCAGCACAUGGUUACCUCAAUCCACUAAGAGUGAAAAAUAAUCCAUUUAGCCACCUGGAGUUGUGCCAUUGAUGAUCCAUGCUUGAUGGAGUCCCAUUCUUGUACACUCCCCAGCCAACAAAUAGUUGGUCUAGUCAGCUGCUUGCCAUUCUGGCAGGAAGAAGACUGUAUCCAGUCCUGCUUUUCUCCCCUCCAGCAGGUGAGGGGUGCUGUCAAAGCUUGAUGACACUGACAAUCUGUUUGCAAUGCAUGGGCUUCCAAAUGGACUUCAAAUGAGACAGCCCUAUUCAGAGUUGGAAUGUCCAUAAACAUUCCAUGACAUCACAUCCAUCCCAACCAACUGGGAUUGGAGGCAUUAGCGCAGCAAACAACAAUAUGGCAUGUAUGUAACACACUGCAGGAUGGGGUGGGGGAGAUGGGGGACCAGUGCUAUAUAACAAUCUCUUAGGAUUGAACUGCUAGCUAUCAUUCUGUUAAGAAUCCAUGUUUGUUAACAUCAUUACGGCUGCUCCAUCUUCACAACUUGUCUUUCCUUUCAGAGUCACAAUGAAAUCCCGAUUCCGAGGUGGCCACCAGUACUGCUUGCAUCCCAAACUCCCGAGUACCAAAAGAUUACUUAAGUGGUACACAAUAUGGAAAGAGAAAGAGAGGUGGGUAUCACUCGUGUCCAGAGCGCAGGACAGCCUCCUGUCCCUAUGAGCAAGAGGUAUCUUGGGUUAUUAAGUACAUGUGUUUAUUCUGGGAAAAGAUGUCUCUGUCUAACUUGAACACUUGACCCAUAAAUCACAGUGACAAGUGUGACAUCGCUGCUGGCUUUCAUAUCGGAAGUGUGGUAUCAAUGUAAUUUAAAGGGAAAGUGUUGAGCUGUCAAGUUAAAUCCCAGAUUUCAAAAAACAUCAAACAUUUCACAUGACAGUUCCAUUUUUAUUUCGCAAUUUGGACACAAGGGCUUAAGCAUAAAUCCAAGUCAGCUUAAGUACCAAACAACUAGAUCCAACAGCCAAUGUAGCAGCAGAAAUCAAUUCACAAAUUGGAACUACUUCUACUACUUCCUAUUUCUUUUUUGCUUCAUUUCCCCAAAUCCUUGGCUCUUUUGAUUUUAUUGUGAAUAUCUUUAUGGCAGGUGUCAUUCUCUUGAAUCAUAUUGUCACUGUGCAGCUGCUAAAUGUGUAGUAUGAAUAUGAGUAAACGCAGCAGCUGCAGCUAUUUUUGAGCACAAUUAGUUUUUGAGAAAGACAGUGUGGCAUAGUGGUUAAAGAGUUUGAGAGUGGCUGGCAUAACUUGACCAUGGGCCAAUUGGCACACACUGAACAAAACUACAUCACAGGGUUGUUGUGAACAUAAAGUGGGACACACUUCAUGUACUCUACAGCAUUCUGAGCUGUCUGGGUGACAGGAACCACGUCAAGACAAACAAGGCUGGCGUGAAGGCCUUGGCAGGUACUGACUCAAAUCCUGGGACAGUAAUUUAGCCUGUCUGUGAAAUGAAGAUGUUUACUCAGAAGUAAGUGCCAUCGAGUCCAAUAGAACUUGCUUCCUAGAGAGCCUUGUUUUUGUUUUUUUUGUCCCUUCCUCAGUCAUGCUGAUAGUUUUGCCUGAUUGUCUGCCAGCGCUCUUGCGGUAGUACUUGGGAAGCCGGAGAGAAAAUGGUUUGCACUGCUAAAUGUCAACUAUUAUGUAACCUCAUUUCCUCUUGUUUACUUUUUAAAGGCUACCACAGAGGAAAUAAAAUACUCAAGAUCUUAUGUUUAAAUAAUGCUAAGAAUCUGCCUUUGGCUUGUAAAGAGCAAGGCACGUCAGAUGUAAACCUGCCUAGACAUCCAGAUGCCACACAACUGAGGAUGUCUGGUGAGAAGAGGGCUGCCUGAGGCCAAGGGCUUAAUUCUUAAUUUCUGGAUUCCUCUGGGUUGUCAGACCGAUCACGUUAAUUCUUUCUCUGACAGGUCACUGUAUUUUACACACACACGCACACACACACAAAAGAAGUUGCAUAGUCUGGUCUGAAAUGGCUAACAGUAUAACCCCCACAUCAACAAAACUGCUUGGCUGUUUUCACCCACCGUCUCAUGUUUGCUGUCUCAUUUAAGACUCAUGUUUGCUGUCUCAUUUAACUACUUAGGAAUGCUGAAACAAGACAUAUAACUACACAACAAACCUGUACAGUGGUACCUUGGGUUACAUAUGCUUCAGGUUACAUACACUUCAGGUUACAGACUCCGCUAACCCAGAAAUAGUACCUCGGGUUAAGAACUUUGCUUCAGGAUGAGAACAGAAAUUGUGCUCCGGCAGCAUGGCAGCAGCAGGAGGCCCCAUUAGCUAAAGUGGUGCUUCAGGUUAAGAACAGUUUCAGGUUAAGAACGGACCUCCAGAACGAAUUAAGUACUUAACCCGAGGUACCACUGUAAGUGUAAAGUGGAAACAAUGGGUGAUAUUCAGCUACGCUUCGCUCAGAGUAAAAGGUAAAGGUAAAGGACCCCUGACAGUUAAGUCCAGUCACGAACGACUCGGGUUGUGGCACUCAUCUCGCUUUACUGGCCGAGGGAGCCAACUUUGUCCACAGAAAGUUUUUCCAGGUCAUGUGGCCAGCAUGACUAAGCCGCUUCUGGUGAAAACCAGAGCAGCACACGGAAAUGCCGUUUACCUUCCCGCUGGAGCGGUACCUAUUUAUCUACUUGCACUUUGAUGUGCUUUCGAACUGCUAGGUUGCUCAGAGUAGAUCCCCUGAAAGUAAUGAGCAUGAUUAAGUUAAGUCUAUUAAUUCCAAUGGGUAAAAUUUAAUUGACCAACGCUUGAGGCUGAUGUGAGUUGGAGUCCAAUCUCAUUCACAAGAACACAGGCUCACUAUUCCUGCUCUAAAACCUGCCCCCUUUCCCUUGAAGUACAUUCACUGGUGGGCUGAAAAAAAGCACUUUGUUUAUGAUCAGGUGAAUUCUUUUCAUAUUACUUUGCAGCUUCCAGUACUGGGCUAUAGCAUUGAAGUUGUGCUAAGUCCUGCUUGCAUACAGCGAUGCUAAUAUGGUGAAUACAGUAGAUAAAGAUCAGACAACAGGCCCCAGUUAAAUGCUAGUUAAACACUGUACUCUGAAAAGGGUUCUUAAUUAUUGCUUUCACCGACUCUCCCAAAGUUUUUGAAUGAAAAUGUUUUAAAGGCUGCUAUCCUAUGCCACAUGGCCAAUGCACUGCUUGGGUGACUCCCACAUAUAUGACCUCUCCCCACCCCAUGAUUCUUUGUUUUGGGCGGAGCUCAGUGUGAUGGUACACUAGUUAGAUCUCUAAUACUAUGUAGGUCUCGGGUUUAAGAUCUGCGGCAAGCAAUUUAUGAUGGUUAAGAUGGCCCAUCCCCCAUAAGGAGUUCAGCUAUUUUUCUUCAGACAAAAAGCAACUGAAACUGUGGUUCGUAACAUGCUCAACUAGAGACCCAUUUCAAUAGCUGUAUUUAUUAUGCAUUAUGCCACAUGAGAGCCUCUGGCUCUGUUUCACUCAUGCAACUGCCUGCCGUUCAUUUAUCAUUAUGCAGAUAGCAGCCCUUUAAGAUUAGCCUUCAGAUUUUGGGAAAGCCCAGUUAUGCUCACAGGAAUAUAACAUGUCACCCUCUGUAUUUGCCUUAUUAUACCAGCACAUUCCAGAUCGAUGCUGUAAUUUCUGGUGUUACGUUGGCACAGUGGCUACAAUGCACUGCUGCAGCAAAUCUUUGAAUCUUAAGUAACUAAAGCAACAUUAGCGUUCCGCAAAAAUCUUUGUUGCACGACUAACCCUGAGCUCACCCAAGAGGCUCAUGGCGAAAGAACAAAGUAAACUUCUCUUUCCGAGGUUAAAAAGCCAGAACAUUGAUCAUGGGAGCACCUUUGCUUCUCCCUAUAGCUUGGAUGAAUGGAGGCUUAUGUAAAUAGCGAUUUCCUUCAGCAUCAGGGUUCAUUGAACUUCAGCGCACCUGCCCUGGGGUGAAACAGCAGAAGCAGAUGAACUAUUAAGAACAAAGAGCCUGAUUGCAUGCGAACCUCCCUUGUAAUACAAGCUUAAGGGACAGACAAAACACUGAACAUGCGAGCCACGGAAUCCAAUCCCACUGCCAUAGAGGUCAGUGGGGAUUUUGCCAGGAGAAGCUGGACACAGCUCACAGAUUAAUUUUUUAAUUAGGUAUUAGAGGCUUUAAAAAGAUAAAUGCAAUGAAAGCCUGCACUUCUCCUUCCCAGAAAUAAGGCCAAUCCCAAGUAUGGCGUGCUGCUUCAUAGCUUGUUUGUAUAACUGCUGCAACUGGAUUGCCUCCUCACAACAAUUUUAAAAAGUAUAAGUUUUAUGUUGUUCAUUUUUGAGAUUGCAACCCUAUAUGCACUUACCUAGAAGUAAGCUCUCUUGAACAGAGUGGGACUUACACAGGAUUCCUCUGGCAAAUAUUCACAUUGUAGUUUCAAAAAUCAUUCCACAAACUUUUCAGCAAAAAAAGUGGCUGAAUGUACACUCUGACAUCUUUCCAAUUUGCUGUUAUGGGAUGGCAAAAAAGAUGAAAAUCCACAUUUGUUGAAUGUUCUGUCUUGCCUGCACCAGUUUAAAUUCAGAAGCUCUGCCUGACUGAAGGCAAAACUGCAGUUGGGAUUUCAGAUCCUUAGCUUUAUGUGGUGUUGAGUGGUGCAUCAAAGUGUCUGAGAGAUUGCAAUGAGAGUCAGGAAGUUCAUGGUUUGCAUUUUGCUCCUGCCAUGAACUCACUAGGGAGCCUUAAGUAAGUCACCAUCGCUCACUCCACUGCCAAUUUGGGGACAAUAAUUCUUGCACAGUUGUAAAAUUGAUUGAUAUAUUGGAAUGGAAGCUCUAUGACUCUCUAACAUGCUAAAGAAACACAGGAAGCUGCCUUAUAACAAGGAGGACCAUUGGUCCAUGCAUUGGUCCAUGCAGAUUAACAUUGUCUACUCUCACCUGGCAGCAGCUGUCCAGGAUUUCAGAAUGCAAGGGAAGCAUCAAAACAAUGCAGGAAGCAAUACAUUUAUUUGUUAUUUGUGUACUUAAGAAAGAUAGGGGAUACCACUUAUAUGCACAGUUUCUAUUUCUGACCUUGGGCAAACAGGCCAAUUGUGGCAAACUCUGCUUCUACAGUGGAACCUCGGUUUCUAUUCCAGAAGACGGUUUGACUUCCGAAACGUUAAAAAGCCAAAGCAUGCAUUUCUGGAAGCAUUUAAGUCCAGAAAACUCAAUACAGAAGCUGUGUGGACGUUUGGCUUCCGAAAAGCAUUCGAAAACCGAAGCAGUUACUUCCAGGUUUUCAGUGUUUGAAAGCCGAAAUGUUUUAUUUCCGAGACGCUCGAAAACCAAGGUACCACUGUAUUUCUAUUUCCAAUGGAAUUAUCCAACAUCCCUAGGUGAGUCACAUCCUUUGCGCCACCCACUUUUGCCUCCGAUCCUGCCUCCCAGCCACUAUUGGCAUGUGGUCCCCAAAAGGCUGUCCUCAAUGCAAAGUGGCCGUUGGACUACUAAACUUUUUUCCCCUGCCCCAAUUUACAGGGAUGAAGAUGUGUCCCCCUAAUGAUUUCUCUGAAAUGAAUCAGACAGGGAGGAGUCCAACACUCCUUACUCAAUUCUCCCUAGUUAUAUAACAACAAACUACAAAGUCGUCCUAGGUAUAAAAAAUAAACUCUGGUGUAUACUACGUAUUAUCAACUGCCUUUUUACAACACUUCUGUGUCUAGCACACUAUCCAACAACCCAGCUAAGAUCUGCAGAAUAACAGGCUCACAGUUUCCUUAUUUGUUGGCAUUCACAGCCUCUCCUGUCACAUAACCUCUCUUAGGGCACUGGUGGAGCUUGAAAGUUACAGCAAUUUGAUAUAAACAAGGCAGGCCCCUGUGCCCAGUCAACUGCUGCUGUUGUACUUGUACACUUCUUCCAUGGUAAUUGACUCUUAAACUCCUGUUUAAGAUUCACAGGGAAGUGCCCUGAAGAUAUGUGAUAAGGUAACUUACAAAGCAGCUGGUGUGUAUUCAACUCUCCACCCACUGAAUCUAACCAUUUCGUAUUUGAGUAGCAGAGCAGCUAGAAUGAAGCAGGAAGAGCCCGGGAAAAGCUUGACGGCAUGGUUGAAAGGCUCACUCUUGCCUUGGAGAUUUAAGGCAGCAUCUUAUCACUUUAAACAGUCAUGGCUUUCCCCCAAAGUAUCCUGGGGAGUGUAAUUAAUACAUUAAUUAAUUACACUGAGAGUUAAUUAAUUGCACUGAGAAUGGUUAGGAGACCCCUUAGUCCUUUCAUAGAGUCCUUUCAUAGAGUUACAAUCAAGCUCUCUUCCCAGGGAACCCUGGGAAUUGUUGUCCUGGGAGGGAAAUGUGGGUAAAACCUCAGCGCCUAGGACUUGCUGAUCGCAUGGUCGGCGGUUCGAAUCCCCGCGGCGGGGUGCGCUCCCGUUGUUCGGUCCCAGUGCCUGCCAACCUAGCAGUUCGAAAGCACCCCCGGGUGCAAGUAGAUAAAUAGGGACCGCUUACUAGCGGGAAGGUAAACGGCGUUUCCGUGUGCUGCGCUGGUGCUGGCUCGCCAGAGCAGCUUCGUCACGCUGGCCACGUGACCCGGAAGUGUCUGCGGACAGCGCUGGCUCCUGGCCUCUAGAGUGAGAUAAGCGCACAACCCUAGAGUCUGUCAAGACUGGCCCGUACGGGCAGGGAUACCUUUACCUUUAAGGACACUCAGCAUCAAGGCUGCCUUAAGCAUAUGUGGUGGCAGGGUGCAAAGAUCCACCUGGUGCCCCCCCCCCGGUUGCCCAGUUCCAGGCAUGCAGGAGGGUGGAGCCAGCCAGCUGCCUCAGUGUCUCGCUGGCUCGGUCGUCCCCAAACUCGCGACGCAGAGCCACCAGAAGAGCCCACCGCAGCGCUCUGACCGACGGGCGGGCUCUUCCCCAGACUCAACUCUCGGGCCCCAGACUCUUGGUCUGGUGCCCCUGAAAGCCUGACACCCAGGUGCCCCAGACCCCUAGCGCCUAUGGGUAAGACGGCCCUGCUAAGCAUCCUUAACAAACUACACUUCCCACAAUUCUUGGGGAAAACGUGAUUGUUUAAAGUGAUAUGAUGCUCGGGGCCAGCCCAAGACAUUUUGGCACCUGAGGCAGCUGCCUUAGGGGUUUCCUUUAAGACAUGGCUGGAUAGAUGGGCAUUUUAAAUAGGCACCUACCUGCCAAUUCACUGGGUGAGCCUUUCACUUGCCUUGAGGAUGUUGACAGGUAUUUUAAGACUAUGGAGGGCAUGACAUAAAGGCAACCAGCCUUUUGUAGCAGUUAUUGGCUUUGGGAUGCUGGCAGGUAUUGUGCUUUGGCAUUUAGUUUCCUGGGUGGCUCCGAGGUUGCUUGUUUUGUUGUUUAAAUCCAGCCAGCUGAAAAGCAAGUUCUGUUUCUGUUAUUUUGUUUUUUUGUUUCAGCAGAGUUUAUGAAGAGUAA